Molecule: messenger RNA, 2313 nt
Organism: Cyphellophora attinorum
Lineage: Eukaryota; Fungi; Ascomycota; Eurotiomycetes; Chaetothyriales; Cyphellophoraceae
Exons: 4
Coding region: 1-2313 (770 amino acids)
Source: RefSeq, a predicted model, not a curated record
AUGGUUCGGAAGGUCUUCUACACAUCAGCGACGCUGUGCGCGCUCGUAGUGAGCAGCAUGGCACAGGACACCACUAUCCACGUAUAUCCGGAGAGCUGCUCAGUUGAGCCCAGCACAGAGGUAAAUCCAAUCGGACAAUCAACAAAUCUGGGAACGCAAGAGCCGGGCACCUACACUGCGACAUUCUCAAUGACUACCAUAGGCGUUUCUGGAAGUGUGGCUCCUACAACCAAAUCGCCUGUGCCAUCACCAUCCCCUGUUGGCAUUGUCAGAGGACGGAUCGCCGUGGCCGAACCGCUUGGAUGCCUGCUGUCUUAUCCCAGGAUCGACUCGUAUCCUAUUGCCGGCCUUCCUGUCACAGUAUCAUCUCUUGAAGACUGCGCGGACCAUUGCGCGAGUGCCGCAGGCGUUGGAAAUCCAGUCGGCAGCUACAUGGGUGUACAGUCAGGAAAUCAAUGCUUCUGCGGGAAGUAUUUCGUUUCCGUAUCCUCGGGAACUUGCGAUCUUCCCUGCGAUCAAGAUGUCAAUGCGAUUUGCGGCGGUGAUGAUUCGAUGUCUAUCUACACUAUCAUCGAAUACUCCCCUGAAAGCACCGACACCACCACACAGACGAGCAGACCCCUCACAAUACCUGGAGGAGUGACAUCGCAGGCCGCUGGCGACACAGGUGGUACCAUACAAGGCGAGUUUGUCCUUACUGUCAACAUAAAUCCUGGCGGAAAAGUCAAGCGGGCUAUAUUAUACAUAAGCGAUGAUGGAUCUCUUACAAGCGAUCCUUUCGCGGCGGCCCGAUUCGAUGUGGUAGAUGGCAAGCUCUUCGCCGGGAGCCCGGUGUCUACGGACGCAGGGGACAGCUCACAAAUUUUUUAUGCAUCAGACGGGAUAGGCAGUAUCACCACCACGUUCUCCAUCGGCACUAACAACGAUCUGCGAUGGACAAACGAUGCGUUCUUUGGUGGCUCAGCCCGCUUCUGCGUCUUGAACAACCUCGUCUACGUGAACUUUCGAGAGCAGCUACCGCUUGGCUGCGUGCCAGUUGUGCCUGGAGCAGUCGACGUUGACUCUCUUCCGUCCUCAUCUGCAAGCUCAAGCAAUCCGGCGACUUCUCAGCAACCACCAAUCCCAUCAGUGCCUACGAGUAAACAGUCGUCCUCACAGCCUGCACAGGCGCUCGACAUCAAUGGCGAUUGUUACCCCUACGAGAUUCUUUGCGGGAAUGCAGUGGGUGGCGGUGGUUUGCUUGCCAACGCAACGUACGCUGAAAGCUUUCGUGACUGCAUCAGCGAGUGUACGCUCUACAAUGCUGCUAUACCUUUCAGAUGUAUCGCAGUCAGUUUCCAGAAAGUCGGCAUCGCUCCUGGAAGCGACAAUUGCUACCUCCUCACAUCCUUCACAGGCAAUACUUGCGACCCAAAUUUCGACUCCACGCGCUUGGUGUAUGGAGGAUAUUCUAGCCCGGUGGGAGGUGCAUGUGUGAGCUCGUCCACACAGUCCACCACCACCACUAGUAUAAGUCGAUCUACGCCCGGCACUGGCAUUAUAGUCGCAAGCAGCCAGAGUAGUCAACAGUUGUUAACUCCAUCGAUUAGUUCUUCCAGCUCGAGGCCGACUUCAAGCGGCAGUUCUAGCACGUCUAGUCUCGUCCAAAGCACCUUUACGUCAUCCAGAACUUCCGUCACCAGCAGUCCCACAAGCUCCACAACAAGUCAAAGCACCACCACCACCACCACCACCACCACCACCACCACCACCACCACAACAACAGCAGGGCCGACCACGAGUUCAGCAGCACAAGCCGGCGUGACCACGGGCACACCAACAACUCCAACAUCAACCUCGAGUACCUCACCCUGUCCAAGCCCUCCAUCCACUAGUUUUGCCGGUGACGGCUUCGAUACGAACCUAGAGUGCUAUCCCGGACAACCACAAGGCCCAGUCUGCUACGGUUAUGCGUUUGAUUACGAUCCUGGAAAGCCAGGCUUCGAAUACAACGGAACCAAGAACUACGAAAUCGAGUGUAUGACCGAGUUCCGAGUCAACCAAGGUGUUGCAGCGCAAAUAUUCGUUAGCGACCUGAGGCAGUGCAUCGGCGAAUGCGACCGGUCAAAUCGCGAGAACCCGGGGUCGCUUGUGUGCGCGGGCGUCACCUUCUAUGCGAACAUUUCGAUCACAGACGGUAACAAUUGUUACAGCUUUCCAAGAAUCGAUUGUGCUUCAAGAACCUCCGCCAAUUAUACCCAGUCUGCACGCCUGCUCUAUCCGGGGUAUCCAAACAUGGUCGAUUACAACCCCAACUUCAAUUGUCCGCAGUAA